Aspergillus lentulus is the source of this 381-nucleotide messenger RNA. NCBI's taxonomy places the organism in Eukaryota, Fungi, Ascomycota, Eurotiomycetes, Eurotiales, Aspergillaceae. The record is from RefSeq and is a predicted model, not a curated record.
AUGGACCAACUCGACGGCAUCCAUUUCGCUGAUGGAUUCGAUGAGAAAGACGGGCUUCCUCGGCUGCGAAAGCUUUUGGACUCAAAGUGGAACAUCUCCUCCGACGGCAAAGGAAUCGAGAAGAAAUUCCAUUUCAAGAACCAUACAAACGUUUUGGAUUUUGUCCACUACAUCGGUGUAAAGUGCAAAAGGAAAAACCAUCAUCCUGAGGCCAUCAUGACACAGAAUUCCUUGACCUAUAAAUGGACCACCCACAGGCCGCAAGGCCUAUCCCAGAAGGACUUGGAAAUGGCUGAAUUCUGUGAUGAAGUGGCAAGGGAACAUAUACAAGUAGUUGAUGAACGUGAAGCGCCAGGAUGCGGCCCUGCAAGUAAUCCUUGA